AUGCCUCCGGUACCAACAAGAAAACACACCCCAGGAUGGGACAAAACAAUAAAGAAAAGAAAAGAGGAUGAGUUCAUAAAGACUCAACAGAAUUCUAUGCUAAAGUUUGUGAAAAGAACUAAAACUGUUGUGGAUAGUGAGAAUUUGAACGAGGUGGAAGAUGAGAAUUUGACUGAGCAACAAGAUGAGAAUGUGGAUACGAAAGCACAAGAGGAUGAGAACAUAGAUGUAGGAGGUGAUUUUGAGGAAUCUCAUGGAAUUCCUGAUAUUUUUGAUCCAGCUAAUUGUGGAAAAAUUGAUCAGCAAUGGUUAUUCAUUAAAGAAAGCUUCCCUACUCAAUUGGCCUCUACAGGAUUAAAGAAUUGGAAACACAUUUUGGAAAGACUUAAAACGCAUGAAACUAGUCAUAGUCAUGUGUCGUGCAUGAGUCAGUGGGUGGAGCUAGAUUUAAGGUUUCAGAAAAAGCAAAAUGUUGAUAAACAUAUGCAAGAUGAGAUUCGUAAAGAGAUGGGUCACUGGAAAGAUGUGUUGCUGAGAAUCUUUUCAUUAGUAAAAACUCUGGCUAAGCAAAAUUUAGUGUUUCGUGGAAGUAAUGAAAAGAUAGGAGAAGACGGCAGUAGAAAACUUUUAAGUUUUAUUGGGAUGAUUGCUGAUUGGGAUCCAGUUAUGAGAGAACAUCUUCGGCGUUAUAAAGAUGGUGAAUCUCGUUAUCAUUAUCUCAGUAACAGCAUUCAAAAUGAGGUGAUGUCAAUGUUAGGUGAUGAGAUCAAAGGUAUGAUCAUCAAGACGAUUAAAUUGGCAAAAUACUUCUCAUCACCAUGA
Messenger RNA from Camelina sativa (false flax), 822 nucleotides. NCBI's taxonomy places the organism in Eukaryota, Viridiplantae, Streptophyta, Magnoliopsida, Brassicales, Brassicaceae. The record is from RefSeq and is a predicted model, not a curated record.